AAAGAGAUAGAGGUGGGCAGAGGUGUGACUGAGUGGUCAGACAGAGGCAAAGGCAGACUCAGAGCCAGCUGGGCAUUUGCCAUAUCUUAUUUUUUAUUUAGGAAUUUCAAAGGAGAGGGGGGGGGGAGCUGAUAGCAGUAGUUUUUUUUUCGUGCGUAAACGGGAUAGCUUGCUCUCCAAAAUUCUUAGGAGUUCUGCUACACUUUCAGACUGAGGAGUGUAUUUGGAGGUAGUGUCCUGGGUGGAGUUUUCUUUGCCUCCGCAAGAGUCCCUGCGGUGCACGGAUUACAAUGCAAAGGAUUUUGGAGGUUUGGGUCACCUUGGUGACAGUUUCUGCGCUGACCAAGGGGGUCUUUGGAGGAUACGGGCUGAGUAUGUUUGCUGCACAGUCUUCCCCUCCAGACCCGUGCUAUGAUGAGAACGGGAACCCGCGGAGAUGCAUCCCCGAUUUCGUCAACUCCGCUUUUGGGAAGGACGUGCGCGUCUCCAGCACCUGCGGAAACCCGGCCGCCAGGUACUGCGUGGUGACCGAGAAGGGAGAGGAGAGGACGAGGGACUGUCACACGUGCGACGCCGGGGAUCCCAAGAAGUCCCAUCCACCUGCGUAUCUAACAGACCUCAACAACCCUCACAACCUCACCUGCUGGCAGUCUGAAAACUACGUGCAGUAUCCGCAGAACGUUACCCUCACCUUGUCGCUGGGUAAAAAGUUCGAGGUCACCUAUGUGAGCCUGCAGUUCUGCUCACCUAGACCCGAGUCCAUGGCCAUUUACAAGUCCAUGGACUAUGGCAAGUCAUGGGUGCCGUUCCAGUUUUAUUCCACUCAGUGCAAGAAGAUGUAUAACAGGCAGAAUAAGGCAACAAUCACCAAGCAGAACGAGCAAGAGGCCAUCUGCACGGACUCCCACACAGACAUGCACCCUCUGACAGGUGGACUCAUCGCCUUCAGCACCCUGGACGGCAGACCGUCGGCGCACGACUUCGACAACUCCCCGGUGCUGCAGGACUGGGUGACGGCCACCGACAUCAAGGUGAUCUUCAGCCGGCUUCACACGUUCGGAGACGAGAACGAGGACGACUCGGAACUGGCCCGCGACUCCUACUUUUACGCCGUGUCGGACCUGCAGGUCGGAGGACGGUGCAAGUGCAACGGGCACGCUUCAAAGUGCGUCAAGGACAGAGAGGGGAAUCUGGUGUGCGAGUGCAAACACAACACGGCGGGACCGGAGUGCGACAGGUGCAAACCUUUCCACUAUGACCGACCCUGGCAGCGCGCCACGGCGAGAGAGGCCAACGAGUGUAUCGCCUGCCACUGUAACCUGCACGCCCGUCGCUGUCGCUUCAAUAUGGAGCUGUACAAGCUGUCAGGCCGGAGGAGUGGUGGGGUCUGUCUCAACUGCCGUCACAACACAGCAGGACGCCAUUGUCACUACUGCAAGGAGGGCUACUACAGGGACAUGACCAAGUCAAUCUCUCACCGGAGGGCUUGCAAAGCAUGUGAUUGCCACCCAGUUGGAGCAGCAGGGAAGACAUGUAACCAGACGACAGGCCAAUGCCCCUGCAAGGAUGGAGUGACAGGAAUCACCUGUAACCGCUGUGCCAAGGGCUACCAGCAGAGCCGCUCUCCCAUCGCUCCCUGUAUUAAGAUCCCAGUUGCAUCUCCGACAGCAACUUACAGCAGCUACGAGGAGCCGUCAGAUUGUGAAUCUCACUGUAAAGCCUCCAAGGGAAAGAUGAAGAUCACCAUGAAGAAGUACUGUAAAAAAGACUAUGCUGUCCAGGUGCACGUUCUAAAAGGAGACAAGGCGGGCGAGUGGUGGAAGUUCACUGUCAACAUCAUCUCAGUCUACAAACAAGGUGAGCACCGCAUCCGCCGCGGGGACCAGCUGCUGUGGGUACGCGCAAAGGACGUGGCCUGCAAAUGCCCCAAGAUCAAGCCCGGGAGAAAGUACCUGCUCCUGGGCACAGACGACGAUUCCCCUGGGCAGAGCGGCGUGGUGGCGGACAAGGGAAGCCUGCUCAUCCCUUGGAAGGACCUGUGGGGCCGCCGGCUGAGGAAGUUCCAACAGCGUGACAAGAGGGGAAAGUGCUAAAAGUAGCUGGCAAGGAGAGAAAAGAGAGAGAUUGAGGGAGAGGUGGAGGCAAAAUAACGCCUCUACUGGGAUGAAUGCAAGGAAGAGGAGAGGAUGGAUGAAUAAAAAAUAAAUAAACUGGAAGAAUAAAAGAUAGAGAGACACAGGUGAAAAGUAGGCGGGAUGGGGGAAUGACUGAGUGCUGCUGCUCUGAGUUGGAGCGAAGAGAUUAGUGUUUUUUAGGAACUUUUGUGAAGGAGCUCAUUCUACAGUUGUUCUAUUUCUGUUCGUCUUUUGAGGUUUGUUUUGUCGUGUAAUUGCAGAGUUUGCACCUAAUGUUACAGAUAUGUCACAUCCUGACUAUUCUACCCGUGAUGCUGUUGUUUUUUAAAGUCCCUUGUUCAGUUGUUUUAAAGAGCAAUGCAUCUACUGUAUCACCCCUGUGUCUUCAGAGGAUCUAUUUCCCCUGCUAACUGUGUCCAGCUAAAAGAAGAGUUACUGCAGGACUCCACUCAUGUAUGAUAAGUUGCUCUUGCAACCUGCCAAACUUUGCAGAAACUUUUUUCAACAGCUGAGAGUGAAAAAUUGUGAAGUUGUUUAUAACUGUGGUUAGAGUUCCAUUUUGCCUGAGAGCUCCCUGCUCAUAUGUGAGUGUUACCUCAGUGUUGUGGGAACAAAAUGCCAUAAUGAUCCUCUCCUCAUUCUGUAUAAUGAUCUCAUUACAUGCAAGUCUUUGCUCAGCGCUUAUCAAUAUAUCAACAGUAUGUUGUGGUUGUGACCUCUGCAAUGUAAAGUAACCAUACGUGCAUACAUUAUUUUUAGUAGAUGGUGCCGCAGCAUCAACUAGAUGUAGAGUAGACAUGUCAACCAUGCACUUAUUUUUACUAGUCAGAAGUUUUAGAACAUAUGAGAUAUGUUCACAGUUAUUUUUAGAGUGGCAUCCAAAAAGAAAAGAAUCCCAUACUGUACCAUAUGAGACAAAAAAAGCUGUACAGUUCAAACCUGCUUUCCUCACGCCUGACUGCUCUGUAUGGGCGAAUCUGACAGUAGCAGCUCUGUUCAAAUAUGUCACAACUACAGAUGAGUCAGAACUUAGUGUUUAUUCUCCAAUAAAGGACUAAAUGUAAGUUGGAUGUCUCAAACAUUUGCAAGUGAGAGCACUGAUGCAUUCUCACUUCAUUUUAAAAAAAAAGAGAAUAUCAACCUAUCAAACAAACCUCAUACCACUGACAUACUGCAUGCUCACUAUUUACUGUAGCUGAUAAUGAUUGUGAAUUAUGUACACAGUUAAUUUGUAUACAGUAUUAAGUGUUGUGGGAAAAUAACCUGUGGAGUGAUAAAAUAUCACGUUUUAUUGUGGAGUGCGUUGAGCACCCUGUGUGUCAAAUGUUCGUCACCUCAAAGCCACUUUUUGAGGACUGGAUUUCAUUAUCAAGAUUUGGUACUCGACAAAAAGGCAUGACCGAUUGUCUACAUGUUAUAUAGCUGUAUAGUAUUACUUUAUUUAGUUUUGUUAAACAUUAACUAGAUCUAUCUCCAUGUAAAUUUAACCAGAGUUUUAAAUACUAGAGGCUUAAUAAAUGGAAAGACAAAUAAAUGAAUGUCAGACAAACUUCAUGUUUACCUGAGUAUGUCACACACUCUCACACACUGAGAGACUUUGAGUUUACACAUACACAAAAACAUAGAGCACACUAACACAUAUGUAGGGCCACAUCUAAUACAGACACAUGCAACACACACACUCACACAGAUACACAGGUACAUCUCAGUACUCUGUGCAUCACACUGUAUCUCUCUGAAAUUUACAACGUGCUAGUGAAGUCUCUGCCAACACAUCUGUACCGACACAUUUCAACUUGUUUUGCAGGCAUUUGCAACAAGGUACUCCCUACCAGACCCCUGCUCUCCAUAAAUAUUAUAUCUGAAUAAUUAUCUUCUCAUGUUUAUACAUUGGCUUGUAAAUGUUGUUUAGCAGUGUCCAUUGCAAAUGGUUGUGUAAUGUCUUGUAAUACUAAUAUAUUAUGUUUAUCACAAAUGAAUAUAUUUAAUGACACAUGAAACGAUGUGGCUUUUGUGGUUUUUAUUUUUUGACCUUUUCUUUUUUACUUUUUGCAUUGAAUUGUAGAUGGCUGUAAUGAAAAGUAUUGAUACGUGUUUGGCUAUUGAACAGCCUGAUAGAACUGAAAAUUAAUUCAUCUGAAAUAAACUGUGUCAAAACAAAAUGAG
Lates calcarifer (barramundi perch) is the source of this 4301-nucleotide messenger RNA. It is a transcript of the gene ntn1b, whose product is annotated as netrin 1b. Lineage: Eukaryota; Metazoa; Chordata; Actinopteri; Centropomidae. Gene Ontology annotation, molecular function: protein binding. The record is from RefSeq and is a predicted model, not a curated record.